Molecule: messenger RNA, 1121 nt
Organism: Dendrobium catenatum
Lineage: Eukaryota; Viridiplantae; Streptophyta; Magnoliopsida; Asparagales; Orchidaceae
Exons: 3
Coding region: 51-911 (286 amino acids)
Source: RefSeq, a predicted model, not a curated record
GUAGCCCUUCGAACUCGCCGGAGACAGCAGAGACAGAGGGAGAAGAAGAGAUGGCGGAGAGCCUAGCGGAUAUGGUCUUGGGGUUCUUCGAGGAGGAAUGGGCCGCCGGAAGUUCAGGAAGCGACGACGGUUGGAUUAGCGCCGGGGAAAGGGAUGGAGCGGAGUCCGGUGGAGGCGCCGCUGAGGCCAGGGCGUUUUGGGAAUCUCAAGAUCAGCUCCUCCAAGAGGCGCUGAUGAGAACCGGGUCAACGGAAACGAGGAUUCGAGGAAACGUGGAGGAGGCGGCAAGAAAACUGAGGGAAGAAGGCGCCGCCUUCUGUGAUUUCUCCUGCGGUGGUUUCGCCACCGCUGCCUCUGCCGGCGGCGGCGCUAACGAGGGUAGCCGCGGUUACGUGCUGAGGGGAAUUGCUGAGAGGCUCCGGGAGAAGGGCUAUGACAGCGCGGUCUGUAGGUCUAAGUGGCAACGAUCACCGGAUAUUCCUUCAGGGGAACACAGCUACGUUGACGUGCUCAUCGGGUCGAGAAGCGGGCUGAAAGACCCGACCCGAAUAGUAAUCGAGCCGAACUUUAAAGCCGAAUUCGAGAUGGCGAGAGCCAGCCCGGAGUACAACUCCCUGGUGGCGCGGCUGCCGGAGAUGUUCGUCGGAAAAACAGAAAAGCUUAAAUCGGUAGUCAAAAUAAUGUGCCGGGCGGCCAAGCGUUGUCUGAAGGAGAACAAAAUGCACAUGGCACCUUGGAGGAAACAAGAAUACAUGCUCUCGAAGUGGUUUCACACGUGCGAAAGGCUUUCGCCACCGAUGCCGGUGGCGGCGGCGGCGAGGGAUGCCAUCGGUGGUGCCCCUCGGCAGCCGCGGCCGUGGGCCUCUUUAUUAACAUUCGAUCUGCGCCGUACAGCUGUGAAGGUCGUGUGAAUCUGCGGGCGGAUGGAUGGAGGGAUGCAAGCAUGGAUUGCUUUUAUCAUUUUUUUUUGCAAAAUCAAAGAGUUUUAUGUAAAAUGUAACUAUUAUAGGCUUCGCGUGCAAUAUAUCAAUUGUUGAGGAUUUGGAUGGAAUAAUUGUUGUGGGAUACAGACCGUUACACCUUGUUUGAUUUUAAGUAAUGAAGUUUUGUAUUAUGGUAAA